AAACACCCGCUUACCUCCGAGAAUACGAAGACUAUAAAGGCAAUAAAGCCUCUUUUUAUCAUUGCGACAAUUGUGCCACUCAAGCCUAUCGCUACUUCCGCCAAGAAGCCCGUGACCAUGAGCGAGUCCAAGAAGAAGCCCAAAAGAAAAAAGAACAAGCCGAACAAUCUUCUGGCAAAUUAACUUCCAGCACCAGCAACGCUACUGAUGCUGAUAAUCAAACUAAAAAAGGAAAAAAAUUAGAAGAGCAAAACGAAAUCUUGGAAGAAUUAAUUGCUAAACAAGAAGAAUUACAAAGAUUAUUAGCCGAAGAAUUAGAAAAAGAAACUCCCACUAUAAUUUGUGCCAAAUGUGGCCAAAAUAUAAGUGGUAAAUAUUGGAAAAAUAAACAAGAUCAAAAUGUUUUUUGCUCUGAAAGUUGCUAUGAUGGUUAUUAUGCUACUGAAAAAUGUGAUGACUGCGGAUUAAAAAUUACCGGCAAAA
Messenger RNA from Racocetra persica, 483 nucleotides. The record is from the annotation of a GenBank genome assembly. NCBI's taxonomy places the organism in Eukaryota, Fungi, Glomeromycota, Glomeromycetes, Diversisporales, Gigasporaceae.